Chelonus insularis is the source of this 3806-nucleotide messenger RNA. Its product is annotated as endoplasmic reticulum metallopeptidase 1-like. Gene Ontology annotation, molecular function: metalloexopeptidase activity. The record is from RefSeq and is a predicted model, not a curated record. The transcript is spliced from 11 exons. Gene Ontology annotation, biological process: proteolysis. The coding region runs from base 240 to 2885 and encodes 881 amino acids. NCBI's taxonomy places the organism in Eukaryota, Metazoa, Arthropoda, Insecta, Hymenoptera, Braconidae.
GUUCCUUGAACUUCGGACUUAUGAAAUUUUGUUGUAAGUAAGUGUAGACGAACAUAUUAACGCACACACAGUUUUAAUAUGUAUGUUCAUCUAUUGACGCUGUUAUGCGCGGCCGCGGUGUUACGAUGCAGUGAAAAUGCAGUGCAAUGUUACCUUCAAUCAUUAACUGACAUACUUUAAUUCUUUUAUUUCAUUCUGACUUUAAAUAAAAAUUUUUUUUUAUAACGAAACUUAGUAAUAUGAGAGACGGAGUAAGGUAUCGUCAAAAUAGGGCUCGUCCCUUAGAAGAAGGACUAAGUAAUUUAUCAUCAUCUUCAAAAAAAAAGCCAGUGUUUUCAAAUGGAACUCAACAUCUUCUUUUUUCUUUAACAUUUCUAUUAUUAAUUUCCCUGACAGUUAUUGUCAUGGAUAAACAUUUACCAGAACCAAAACUCAUACGAAAUGAGCAUAAAUAUCCUGGAGAAUUCAUAGCAGAAAGAGCAAGAAAUCAUAUAGUUAAUUUAACAUCAAUUGGCCCCCGAGUUGCUGGUAGUUAUGCUAAUGAAGUUCUUGCUGUAAAAUAUUUAACUUCAGCAAUUAAUGAAAUUAUCAGAGAUGCUCAUGAUAAUCAUCAAAUUAUUCUGAAUAUCACCAAACAUACUGGUUCUUUCCCCUUAACUUUCCUUGAUGGAAUGACAAGUGUUUAUAAAAAUGUUCAAAAUGUUAUUGUGAAACUUGGACCUAGAAGAGAUUCUCCUCACAGUUUGUUAUUAAAUUGUCAUUUUGAUUCAUUUGUUGAAAGCCCUGGAGGAUCAGAUGAUGGUGCGGGAUGUGCUGUGAUGUUAGAGAUCCUUCGAAUUAUGUCAAAAAAUUCUGAGUAUCUUAGGCAUAAUAUCAUAUUUCUAUUUAAUGGUGCUGAAGAAAAUCUGUUACAGGCAUCCCAUGGUUUUAUAACUCAACAUCCAUGGGCUAAAGAAGUGAAAGCAUUUAUUAAUAUCGAAGCUUGUGGUGCUGGUGGUCGAGAAUUGUUAUUUCAAGCUGGUCCAGAUAAUCCUUGGAUUAUUGAUGUUUAUUCCGAAGCAGUUCCUUAUCCGUAUGCUUCAUCAUUAGCUCAAGAAAUAUUCCAAAGUGGAAUCGUGCCAGGUGACACUGAUUUCCGCAUUUUCCGAGAUUUUGGCAGAGUAUCUGGUGUUGAUUUUGCUUGGACAACAAAUGGCUAUGUGUACCACACAAAAUUCGACACUGUUCAACAGAUUCCAUUGGGUGCUCUUCAAAGAACUGGAGAUAAUAUUCUAGCUCUAACACGAGAAAUUUCUUCUAGUCAUUUUUUAGAAAAUCAUUCGCUUUAUAAUAACAGAGGAAGUUUAGUAUUUUUUGAUUUCCUUGGAGCUUUUGUUAUCAGAUGGCCUCAAUAUAUUGCAGCUAUUGUGAACAUUACAAGUAUUCUCAUAGGAGUUUAUUCCAUUUACUUAAACAUGUCUGUGGCCCGGAAAGAAUUGAAGCCUACAGCAUAUUUAAAGCAUUUAGCGACAUGUAUUGGAGUUAUAUGUAUUUCAUGGGCAAUUUCAAUAAUUUGUGUGACAUCAAUUGCCUUAAUCCUUACCAAACUUGGAAAAGUAAUGAGUUGGUAUGCUAGACCAGCGUGGCUAUUUUUUCUGUAUGUUUGUCCUACUAUAGCAGUAUCAAUGAAUUGGUUUUUAUACGUUGGAAAUCGACAAAGAAAAAAUAUCAAUUCGCCUUGGACUCUAUACCAACUCUACUGUGAUGCCUAUAGUGCAAUUUGGAUGAUAGUUUUAUUCGUAUGCGUUCUUUUAGAAAUCCGAUCUGGUUUUAUACCUUUACACUGGGUUAUAUUUCCAGUACUCGGAAAUAUUUUAAGACACAAUUUCUUCGAAAAAUGGAGAGAUUGGAAGUGGCUAAUUUACCAGAUGGGAGUUUUAAGUUUACCAUACAUGCAAUCGUUUUAUUUAGCAAUCGGUGCUUUGUAUUUAUUUAUUCCAAUAAUGGGUCGAGUUGGUGCUGGUACUAAUUCUGAAGUGAUUAUGGCGAAUAUGUUGGCAAUUUUAUUUUGCUUUUUACUUAGUUUUAUGAUGCCAAUGGUGAUAUUAAUUAAAAACGCAGAACGAGUUCUGAGUGUAAUGAUGGGCCUAUUUUUCUUAUCUAUAGCAGUACUUAUUUUAACACCAUUAGGCUUUCCUUAUAGUGGAGACAUUUCUGCACCUGCUCCUCAACGAUUCAUGAUUCUGCAUACUCAUAGACGACAUUAUGAUAUUGAUAAAAGUCUAAAACACUCAGGAAGUGGAUAUUGGAUUGUAGAUUUAGAUAUGAACAGUCCGCAUAGCGUUGAAUCAUUUGUGCCUGAAAUAGGCGCAGUGGUUCCUUCUACUAAAGACUGCGAAGAAAAAUUAUUCUGUGGAUUACCAUAUCUCGUACCUGUUCGAACGUUUCUUUGGAAAACUAGUUGGAUUCCUGGACCCGAACCUUCAAUUAAUAUUCCUACUAAGCUUGAACUAAUAUCAAGAAUAAAUCAAAGAGAUAUGUCGACUUUUACAUUUAAUGUAAGUGGACCGGACCACAUAGGCAUCAUUUUGUCACCGCAUAAAGAUGUACACUUGGAGCAAUGGAAUGUUGUUGAUGGUGAACCUUUAGCAUGCAAGUCAUGGAAUGAUAGAAAAGCCUAUUUUAUCUACUAUGCUUGCUCAUCCGAUUGUGAUCCUUAUCAUUUCACUAUAAUUUUAAAAGUACCUACAGAUCAUGAUGGUCCUGUUUUAACAAUUGCAUUAGCUGGUCAUUUUCUUUAUGGAGAAAAUCAGAAAUCACAAAGGUUUGAUAAGUUUUUAAGACAAUUUCCAUCGUGGACUGUUAUUACACCGUGGACUGCAUCAUAUUCCUCUUGGGAAUUUUAAAUUAAACUCUAGAUAUUAAAUAUUUAAAAAAUAUUAAUAAUAGAGUAUUAAUAACUUAUACUUUGAGUGAUAUUUGCAAGUUUGUAAGUCAAGAAGCACAUUAUAUAAAAAGCCUAAAGUAAUAUUAGUAACAAAAAUGCGGUAAUUUACUCAAUUUAUUAUAAAAUUUACACAAUUUUUUACUAGAUUUCAGUAAUAGAUUAAUGAAAGGAGUUUUAAAAAAUAAAAAGUUGGAAAUUUUCAUUGAACUACUGACGCAUAUUCUUAGAGUUAUUGAAAUUUUACUACCAAAUAUGUGAUGAGUAAAUAUAAAAUCUUAAAGAUUAGUGAAUUCAUAUCGACGAUAAAAUUAAAAAUAAGGUUCGAAUGAUUUCACGCAUAAAACUCAGUGAUAAAUACCAAAAGUACGUAGCUCUAAUGUUAUGUACAGUAAAUCCUUUGACAUUAACUAGUUGUUAAAAACGUUGUUACAGUACUCAAUUGUCAAAAGUGAACGGUAAAACAAUCAUAGAGACAAUUAUAAUUGUUGUCGGUAUAAAAUUUUUAUUUACGAAAAACAAAUGAAUAAUUUCAAGAAAAUAAAUUGAAAUUUAAUACAUUAUUUUUUACAUAUUUUAAAAAAUUUAUAUAUGUAUUUAAUUUAUUAACUAAAAAAUAAUAUUUAAGGUCAAUCAUUAAAAAAUUAUUUAUUGUGUUCUUAUACAUAUCAUUUCUUUGAACAAUAAUUUUUGAUAAUUUUAUAUUUUAUUAUUGUAAAUUAACGAAAAAAUAUGUAUACAUUUAUAUAUUUAAUCAUUUAAAACUUCGUCACACUUGCAACGAACGAUUACGGCUCAAAAUGAUAGCCCAAUAAUUAUGUAUAAAAAAGGAACAAUUUGUUAUAAAAUUAUAUUUAAAUUAUAAAAUAAUGUCUUUAAAAUA